Molecule: messenger RNA, 2051 nt
Organism: Rhipicephalus sanguineus (brown dog tick)
Lineage: Eukaryota; Metazoa; Arthropoda; Arachnida; Ixodida; Ixodidae
Product: F-box/WD repeat-containing protein 9
Exons: 9
Coding region: 80-1366 (428 amino acids)
Molecular function (GO): protein binding
Source: RefSeq, a predicted model, not a curated record
UGGCGGUUGCAUGCAAAGUUUGUUUCGGAUCUUUUCUCGGCAGGGAACGUAGGUGAAGAAGAAGAGCACAGCUGAUUUGAUGCCUUUCCUCUUCUCCAAAUAUGUGAGGCGGUUGCUAGGCGUCCCUGUGCACCUAAUUUGCGGCAACAAAUUUGGCAGCUCGCAGCAAGGUACCAUGCCCGUACUGGGAGAGUCGUCGCUCGAGUCGCUGCCAAACGAAAUUCUCUUCAAGAUAUUUUCCUUGCUGGACGCCCAGUUCGUGGCCGAUGUGAUCGGAAAGCUCUGCACUCGCUUCGCACAGAUCCUCAGCGAUCCCAGCUUCUGGAAGGCGAAGUUGAUCGCCAGGUGGCCGAAGCCGUACCCUGUGCCGGCGGAUGAAAGCUUUGACUGGAAAGAAGCAUGCGUCGAAAGAGAGCGCCACUUCAAGCAAUGGAGCAACUGGGAAGACGAGAUGAAAUCCAUUCAUAUUACAGACGCGCACAUUGGAUUGAUACACUCAGUCCUGUUGAUAGAUGAUGGCUCUGCGUGUGUCACUGGAUCUCGUGAUCGAGAUCUGAAAAUUUGGAAUGUCCGGGACCAGGACGUUGCUGCUGAAGGGCACGACCUUCUCCUGCAUUCGAUCCCCGACGCACACGAUGGCUGGAUUUGGGCUCUGCACUGCGUGGGCAGCACGCUGUUCACCAGCUCCUUCGACAGCACGUUCAAGUUGUGGGACGUCGAGUGUGGACUUCAUAGGCUCGAAUCCUUCAUUGUCCGGGCACCAGUGACGACGAUCUGCCGCUCUGACGGAGAACUGGUGCUCGGCGGCUGUGAUGGGACCAUAUACCGAUACGAUCUUAGGGAACCUGGAGGACCAACGCCAUUCUACGGCCCCACAAGGGGCGUCAUCACGUGCAUGGCAGCCGAUGACAGAACAAUCCUCGCCGGCACCGUUACGGCGCGGCUUUGCGCCUUCGAUCGACGUACAAGGCAGCUCAGGCCCGACAUGGGAAUACGUUUUAAGCAGAACAACCCGACUGCCUUGUCCUUUGACUCGCAUCAACUCUGGGUGGGAAUGCGGAGUGGAACCGUCCACACCAUCGACAUGAAAUCGAAUCCAUCCAAGAUUGUCCAGACAAUGGACGUGCCUCCAACACAACCUCGCGGCAUGGUGUCCAGCAUCCAGCACACCUUGGGGAGCGUUCUGGUGUCGUUUGUCGAAGUGCCUAUGGUUGCCCUGGAGCCAACGCUUGACCCGGCCGUCAUCGCCUGGGGCCCCGAAUGGCAACAAGUGACUCGUUUCCACUUUGACGGCCGAACGCUGGCAACGGUGGGUUCGGAAUUUCUCGAGGUGUGGCACCCAAAAUGCAAGACUGGAAUCCUGUGAUGAACGCUAUUACUGGCCCCGCGAUAAUAAUACCGACCUUUUGUUGCAACGCAUCGCGAGGACUGCCCAGCGUGAAUUUAAAAUGAAAAAUUGCGAGUGUUUAAUAGGCGUAAAAACCGUAGUAAAUUAUCUUGUACUCGCGACGUGCUCGCACUUCGACUUCAAAUGGCGCUACUUAUGUUCUGUUUCAUAAGUUAUUUUAAAAUUUGCUUGUCUUGCACACUUCGCUGAAUUUCUGAUGUAAAAGUUACCUAUCGAACGAUAGCUUGUGCUUAUGCCAGCCCAGGCUUUAUUCAGUUGAUAGGAAAGCAUUAGCAAUAACCCAGGUGGCUAGCUUCGCAAGACGAGGACCAAGACGCUGCUUUUUCUGCCGUAACAUACUUGUUAUGGCAGUAAUGUUCGUGUUCCAGCAAUGCAAAAAGUUCAUUGUGCCUUUUGCCAAGGUGUUGUUGCUUUUCACUGUAUAUAUUAUUUAAUAUCGUUUGUGCGAUUCAUCUGUGAAGGUUUCGAACCAACACAGACACUCACUCGCUGUUGUCGCGAGCGUCCAGCCUGUUACUGACGGUAAGUGCAUGAUUUGCAAGCGACAGUUACAUAUCUGUGUGCGAAUCUUCCUUUUUCAAGGAAACACAAGACUCAUCUUGAUGUUUGUAUAUUUAUAAUUAAAACAUUUAAACAAUCUUAU